Molecule: messenger RNA, 1917 nt
Organism: Arabidopsis thaliana (thale cress)
Lineage: Eukaryota; Viridiplantae; Streptophyta; Magnoliopsida; Brassicales; Brassicaceae
Product: Protein kinase superfamily protein
Exons: 2
Coding region: 1-1917 (638 amino acids)
Cellular component (GO): membrane
Molecular function (GO): ATP binding; protein kinase activity; protein serine kinase activity
Source: RefSeq, marked reviewed
AUGAUCAAUCUUUCUCUAUAUCAGACAAAUUCUUUGUCCUAUACAAUCAUAUGGAUGCUCUUUGUGAUUCCCUCUUGUGUGUUGUCAGUUGAUGAGCGACAGAAACACUGCUCUCCUACGUUUAGAUGUGGCAAGCAGACAGAUCUCUAUUAUCCCUUUUGGUCACCUGACCGAGAAGAGUGCGGUCACCCGGUUUUCAAGGUCAACUGCAGCGGAGAUUUCGCAGAGUUUACUAUAUCCACGGUUAAGUUCCACGUCCUCGAGAUGAACUAUGAGUCUCGUAUAAUAAGACUUGUAAGAACAGAGUAUCUCAACAAUCUUUGUCCUUGGCAUCCAGAGAACAGAUCAAUCAACCAAGAAGUCCUUCCAUUUCUUCAAGACACCGAGCUAGGAACCUUUUAUUACAACUGCUCUGGUCCAACGGUAGACGAACUUGCCAAUGGUUACAUCAGACAGCUUGGGUGUGAUGAAGAAGUUGGUGGGAAAAGUUACUUUGUCUCGUCCCCUUCACAUCCUGGGAAUAGAGCUAUCUUAGAUGGGUUAAGUGCAUCGUGUGAAAGAAACGUCGAUAUCCCUGUUUCUCGAUCUGCCAUGGAGACAACAGCGACAAAUCAGAGUCUCGAGGCUAUAAAGAAGGUUCUUGAUGUGGGUUUCGAACUUGGCUUUAACAGUGAUUGUUCCCUAUGCGUAGCAUCAAAAGGUGCUUGUGGCUUUAAUCAGAGCUCAAAAGCAUUCGUCUGUUAUUGUAAAGAUGAGCCUCACGAGCAUACAUGUGGAAAGAUGGGUAUAGGCAUUGGACUUGGCUGUGGAUUUUUGGGUGCCACUCUUAUUACCGUAUGUUUGCUCUGUUUCUUUUUCCAAAAGAGACGAACUUCACAUCAUCUAAGACCAAGAGACAAUAACCUAAAGGGGCUAGUACAACUGAAACAGUACAGUUAUGCCGAAGUGAGGAAAAUUACAAAAUUAUUUUCUCACACGCUUGGGAAAGGAGGAUUUGGAACUGUCUAUGGGGGAAACCUUUGCGAUGGUCGUAAGGUUGCAGUGAAAAUAUUGAAAGAUUUUAAGAGUAAUGGUGAAGACUUCAUCAAUGAAGUCGCAAGCAUGAGCCAAACAUCUCAUGUUAACAUUGUUUCUUUGCUUGGUUUUUGCUAUGAAGGGUCCAAAAGAGCUAUUGUGUAUGAGUUUCUAGAGAAUGGGUCGCUGGAUCAAUUCCUCUCUGAAAAGAAGUCACUGAAUCUAGAUGUAAGUACGCUAUACAGAAUCGCUCUAGGUGUUGCCCGGGGACUUGAUUACUUGCACCAUGGCUGCAAAACAAGGAUUGUUCAUUUCGACAUCAAACCUCAGAAUAUACUAUUAGAUGACACAUUCUGCCCUAAAGUCUCAGACUUUGGCCUUGCUAAGCUCUGCGAAAAAAGAGAAAGCAUUUUGUCCUUGCUAGACGCAAGAGGAACAAUAGGUUACAUUGCACCUGAGGUGUUUUCAGGAAUGUAUGGAAGAGUCUCUCACAAGUCAGAUGUUUACAGCUAUGGAAUGUUAGUCCUCGAGAUGAUCGGAGCAAAGAACAAAGAAAUAGAGGAAACUGCUGCUUCUAACUCUAGUUCAGCUUAUUUUCCAGAUUGGAUCUAUAAAAAUCUUGAAAAUGGAGAGGAUACAUGGAAAUUUGGUGAUGAGAUAAGUAGAGAGGAUAAAGAGGUUGCAAAGAAGAUGACCUUGGUGGGUCUCUGGUGUAUACAACCAUCUCCAUUAAAUCGUCCACCGAUGAACAGAAUUGUUGAGAUGAUGGAAGGAAGUUUGGAUGUUCUUGAAGUCCCUCCUAAGCCUUCUAUACAUUAUUCUGCAGAGCCUCUUCCGCAACUGUCUUCUUUCUCAGAAGAGAAUUCAAUCUACACUGAGGUAUUUAUAGGAUCCACAAGUUGA